Pyrgilauda ruficollis (rufous-necked snowfinch) is the source of this 1914-nucleotide messenger RNA. RefSeq names its product RAS protein activator like 3 (gene RASAL3). The transcript has 9 exons. NCBI's taxonomy places the organism in Eukaryota, Metazoa, Chordata, Aves, Passeriformes, Passeridae. The annotation marks the transcript as partial. The record is from RefSeq and is a predicted model, not a curated record. Gene Ontology annotation, biological process: regulation of GTPase activity.
UCCCUGGUGCCACCACCCGAGCUGGACCUGACCGGGGACAACGUCACCGUGCGGCCGGUGCACGGCAGCGUGGUGGGAGAGAGGUUCUGCUUCCAGCCACAGGACAACUGCGAGCGCCUGGAGCUCUCCCUGACCCUUUGGGUCUACGAGGGCCGUGACCUCCCGGCGCGGCGCCGCCUGCGCUGCCACCUCCACCUGGACGGCGCCGUCUUCGCCCGCACCACGGCCAAGCCGGCCGGCGCCGACGGCCAACUCUUCUGGGGCGAGCUCUUCCACUUGGCCGCGCUGCCGCCGGCACGCGCCCUCACCGUCGCCCUGUGCCGCGACGACCACCCCGGCUGGCAGCCGGUGGCCGCUGUCACCAUCCCGCUGGCCGAGCUGGCGGCGGCAGGGCAGCCCCUGGAGCGUUGGUACCCCCUGAGCGGCGGCGGCGGCGAGCGGGCGCCGGCGGUGCGGCUGCGCGGGCGUUACCGCCAGGUGAGGGUGUUGCCCAUCGUGCGCUACAAGGAGUUGGCGGAGUUCAUCACCUUCCACUACCGGGAGCUGUGCGGCCGCCUGGAGCCGGCCAUCGCCGCGCGGCACAAGGAGGAGCUGGCCGGAGCUUUGGUGCGCGUCCUGCAGAGCACCGGCAAGGCCAAGUCAUUCCUGAUCGACCUGGGCGUGGCCGAGCUCGACCGCUUCGACGAGCACGAGGCCCUGAUCUUCCGCGAGAACACCUUGGCCACCAAGGCCAUCGAUGAGUACAUGAAGCUGGUGGGGGCCAAGUACCUGCAGGACACGCUGGGGGAGGUGGUGGCCCAGCUCUGCAGCUCCGAGGAGAGCUCCGAGGUGGAUCCCAGCAGGUGCUCGGGGCUGGAGCUGUCGGAGCACCAGCAGCACCUGCGGCAGGUCUGCGAGGAGACCCUGCGGCGCAUCACCGACGGCUCCGAGUCGUUCCCGGCGGAGCUGGGCGAGGUGUUUGCGGCGUGGCGCGAGGCGUGCGCGGCGCGCGGCAAGGCGGCCAUCGGCCAGCGCCUGGUGUCGGCCUCGCUCUUCCUGAGGUUCCUCUGCCCGGCCAUCAUGUCCCCGAGCCUCUUCGGCCUCGUCCAGGAGUACCCCGGCGAGGCCACCGCCCGCACCCUCACGCUGGUGGCCAAGGUCAUCCAGAACCUGGCCAACUUCACCACCUUUGGCGAGAAGGAGCCCUACAUGACCUUCAUGAACGCCUUCCUGGAGCAGAACUGGGCCACCAUGACCGAGUUCCUGCAGGCCGUGGCCACCCCAGAGGCCAGCGCCCACAUGGCCACCUACGAGGGCUACGUGGACCUGGCCCUGGAGCUCGCCACGCUCCACCUGCUGCUCUGUGACAUCUUCUCCAGCCUCGACCAGGCCACGCAGGAGGAGCUGGAGCCGCUGCCCACCAUCCUCAGGGCCAUCAGGGAGGGGACACGUGUCCCCGUGUCUGUCCGCCUCAGCUCCACCGCCAGGGGAAGCCCCUCGGAGCCCCCCAAGCCGGGCUUUGUCCCCCCGCGGGACCUGGGCAAGCACAGCCCCCUCAUCAAGAGCCAGUCCCUGACCAGCGUCCGGCGCCUCCGCGGUGGCCGCGAGGAGGGGACGGCGACAGGGACAGACCCGGAGCCGUCCCCGGAACCGUCCCCGGUGCCGCUCCCGGUGCCGGCCCGGCGCCGCCGCAACGUCCAGCGCACCCAGAGCGUGCCAGCCCAGGGCAAGGCCGGGCCGGGCAGCGCCGGCCACGCGGCCGAGGUGACAACGCCCGAGGGUGGCACCGGGUCACCCGCGCCCGGCGAUGGCCCGCCCCGGGGGAAGCUGCGCUCGUCGGCGUCGCUGCCGCGCAAAUCCGCGGUGCCGUGGCAGCGCCUGGCCGAGGACGCGGCGGCCCCGGGCGAGCUCUACGCGCUGCGGCCGCUCGAGAAG